Vitis vinifera (wine grape) is the source of this 3650-nucleotide messenger RNA. RefSeq names its product DNA repair protein XRCC3 homolog. The transcript has 2 exons. Bases 55 to 957 code for a protein of 300 amino acids. Gene Ontology annotation, cellular component: replication fork; Rad51C-XRCC3 complex. Gene Ontology annotation, molecular function: ATP binding; four-way junction DNA binding; ATP-dependent DNA damage sensor activity. Gene Ontology annotation, biological process: resolution of mitotic recombination intermediates; t-circle formation; double-strand break repair via synthesis-dependent strand annealing. NCBI's taxonomy places the organism in Eukaryota, Viridiplantae, Streptophyta, Magnoliopsida, Vitales, Vitaceae. The record is from RefSeq and is a predicted model, not a curated record.
GCCACUUCCGCCUUCAAAAGUCCUCCAACAUUCCAAAAUGUUGAAGAAGAGAGAAUGAUUCCACAAAACCUCCUUCAAAACCCGCUCGCUCUCACCACCCAGAAGUGCACUCUCGGCUGCCCCAUCCUCGAUCGCUGCCUCGCCGGUGGCGUUCCCUGCAACUCCAUCACCGAGCUAGUCGCAGAGAGCGGCUCCGGCAAGACCCAGCUCUGUCUCCAGCUCGUUCUUUCCGCCCAGCUCCCCACCUCCCUCGGCGGCCUCGCCGCCUCCUCCCUCUACAUCCACUCCGAGUUCCCAUUCCCCUCUCGCCGCCUUCAACAGCUCUCUCAAUCUUUUCGCUCUUCCUACUCCCACGUUCUGGAUUCCGAGUAUAAUCCGCUUGAUUUCGUGUUAGUGCGCGGAGUUCAGUCUGCGGACCAAUUGUUUGAUGUUUUGCUCAAGAUGGAUUCGGUUCUUUUGCGUCCGCCGACCCAGUUGCCUGUUAGGCUGAUUGUGAUUGAUUCUAUUGCGGCUCUGUUCAGGGGUGAAUUUGAGAACACCCCUUUUGAUCUAAAGCGGAGGUCGUCACUGUUUUUCAAGAUUUCGGGGAAGUUGAAGGCUCUGGCUGAGAGGUUUGGGUUGGCGGUGGUGGUGACGAAUCAGGUGGUUGAUUUUGUGGGGCAAGCUGGGGGCUUGAAUGGGCUCAGGGUUGGGAAUUUGGGGAGUUUGUGGUCAUCUGGGAGGAGGGUUUGUGCGGCUUUAGGGCUGUCUUGGGCCAAUUGUGUGAACUCGAGGUUGUUCUUGUCGAGGAAUGAGGAGAUUGUGGGAGAAGUGACUGGUUUGGGGGGUGUGGGAGCUGGGGAUACGGUUAGUAGGCUAACUAGGCGGCACCUUCAUGUUAUUUUUGCACCUCAUUUGCCCGAAUCGUCUUGUGAGUUUGUGAUCUCAAGAGAAGGGGUUCUCGGAGUUGAGAGAUAGUGAUCACUUUUUGAAAGGGAUGGCAUCAGAAGAGACAAAAGACGUGGACUCGUUUUUUUAACUUCAUUUCAAUUAUUUAAAUGGGGUUCUGGAGGAGAAGAAUAUUGGGAAUUGUAUGUUUUUUUUUCCCUUUUCAACACAGCCUUCCUCCAUUUUGGUGCUUAAGAUCAUUGUUGGUCACUGUUGCUGUUGUUUCUGCUGCUGCUCACUGUUUGUUUUGUUGCUUCUGCUGCUGCUGUUUAUAAAUUGCUGUUUGCUGAUCAUGUGGUCACAUUCAAUGCUUUUGUUUAGAGAGGACUGGAUUAAUCUUUAACACAUGUAAAAAGGAAGGUAAGAGGAUUCUGCUAAGCCACCUCUGCAACUGAUAUUAGUAUUCACUACACAGCUGUUAAAAUCUGCAACUGCAGUAGCUGCUCAUAAUGCUCUUCGUCUUCAGCUUUACUUGUUCUUUAGUACCCUCCCCUCUCUCUUCACUAUGGCCUUAACAGAUUGCCUCACUGGGGAUAUGACAACUGUAGAUCGAAAUUUGGCUUCAAGGGAGUGGAAUUGUUUGUUGAAAACAAACUCUGUUAUUAAUGCCUGCUUGCUGAUGCCAUAGGAAAGUGAACUUAGCCUCUGGUAUCACUGCCUUUGGCUCCAACAAAGAGGCAGCUGAUGGCUCAUAAUAGUAGUAGGUGCAGAUUCAUCUUUGAUAUUGAAUUGAAAUUCCAUUUGCUGGUGGUUUAUUAUUUUUAAACAUAAAGCAUAUCUAAAAAUAAAAAAAUUCUGAAACCCGUUUAGAAGUUGGAAAGAUACUGAAGCUUAAGGCUUCAUAAGCUUGAAAUUUAUCCAGAUGCCUAUAUCUUCCCUGUCAGUGGUGAAAAUCCAGCUGUUCUCAUACAAACCUUCUAGAGCUUUGCUUGCAACAAUCAUGGUUGUCUUCACACUUAUUCUUUGUAGACAGCUUCAAAAGAUGUAUUGUACAUUUGUGCAUUGAAAAAAUAAUGUUAAUCUUUGAUCUGUUGGUGGUGCCACUGUCUACCACCAGGUUUUAUAGUAGUUUGUCUCAGCUCACAAGACAUGCUGUUUUUGUUACAUUCAACAAUAUUCUUAUUCCCAGGGCACAUUGUGGUGUUUGGUCUGUUCAGUUCUGUAAACCUCGUAAAUCAAAUAUUUAGAUCCUUUACCUAUGAAGGAAGGUUUAUACCAACAACUUCAUGGGUUUUAGACGAGAUCUAGUGGAUCCUAGCGUUUUGAGAUAAAUUUAAUCGGUGGAUUACAAUACUUUUAUAAAUAGAUGUCUUGAACUCCAGUGGAGGUCUUUUUCAUUUGUGAAGGGGUGCCAGAGAGAUGUUGGUUAGAAAUAUUCAUGAGUUGAGAGUUAAAUAUGGGAUCAAUGAUCUCAAAAUGCUUAAAUGUUAUAGUUCCUUGCCGCCUCUGGUUGCAUGUAACUUUCAAUAGCUAAUUGUUCAUCUUCAGUAGUGAUUUUAUCUACCUUGGUUGAGUCUGAGCAAUUUUGUUACUGAUGGACUGUAUGUUAACCCAGUAAAUGUAUAACUUGAAGUUGUUUGCCUACCCAGGUAAUAUCCCCUAACCUUCUGUUGAUAGCAUCAGUAAAUUAAUCCAUGUAUUUGUUUUCCUUGUAUCAGGGUUAUGCUCCCUUUUUAAUAGGUGCCCUUAAAUUAAUCCAUAGAUUUUGGAUCUAUUUUUGUUAACUUCAUAGAGCUACUGCUCCAGGAACUUCAAGCAGCAUGCUAUGACAUCUCAGAAACUAGACCCUGUCUGCCCACAGAAGAAGUGAUGAUUACUUGCUAUGUAUUUUUUCUAUUUUUUUUUUAUGAGCUUGUGCAAUUGCCCAAUCUCAUAAUAGGUUGGACAGAACCACUUCACUAGCAAUUUGAAUAUAUGUAGAGGUUAGAUUGCUGGGGGCUCAGGGUUUGUGGUUUAGGGUUAACUCAUAUAAUUAGUAAUAUGGGUUCCUUCUUUGUUGUUGAUAACAAUGUCACAGGUCUCUCUAAAUUGUGCAUACAAGGUUUGUUGUUUAUUUAUUUUUAUAAUUGAGGAAUCUUCUAUGACUGAACCCUUUGAACUCUUCAUGAGAAACCAAACCUCAGGCUGUUGACCACACCCUUCACAACCAGGGUAAUCCAGAGCAUUUAACCAGUUAUCAUCUCUUUUUUUUUUCUUUUUUUUCUUUGUCUUUUUUGAUGUCCUCAACAGUAGUUUAAUUUGAUCACAAAUACACCUUCAGCAGCUCAGUGCAGAACAUUCGACAAUAUCUGAUCUGGAUUACUCCCUGAUGUAGUACAAGCCCUCAAGCAAAAUAUAAUUGGUCACAAUAUUAUAAUAUACUUGGUUUAAUCUGUUUUGAUUAAAUGGCUAACAUGGUCUGGUAUCUCCUUGCUGUUUUCAGGAAAGGUCUGAGUUCUGCCCUUGGGGAAGGUGGGAGUUCACAAAAGGAGCAAAUGGAAAAAGUGAAGGAAAAUCAGAGCAUUGUCUAUAGAAAUUGUUCUGAAUGACAUUUUUGGAACCUUCUUUGCGCUCAUGGUCUGAACUGUUAAACUAACAUGUAGAUAAUUGUAUGUAUUUUAGGCUAAGUGACAAGAAAAAUGCCAAAGAUUCCACCACAAUGAAGAUGUAAUUGGCAUAAAGCCAAUCCUUGUUCAAAAGAGUAUGCAAUUAGCUAAGCAAUCUCCUUAGAGAUUGAGUCAUCA